This is a messenger RNA of Raphanus sativus (radish), 1446 nucleotides long. RefSeq lists its product as uncharacterized. The transcript has a single exon. The record is from RefSeq and is a predicted model, not a curated record. Lineage: Eukaryota; Viridiplantae; Streptophyta; Magnoliopsida; Brassicales; Brassicaceae. Bases 1 to 1446 code for a protein of 481 amino acids.
AUGACAGCUAAUCUCGACAAGGCUUUGUUGGAUAUGUCGCUGGAGGAAGAUGACGAACCUUAUGUCUUACCGGACAGGCCAGAGUAUUUCUCUACGGAGCGAAACUCGUGUAGCUUGAUUGGAAGGCUUCUGAAUCCUCAGUGUCAAAAAAUGGAGAAUCUGAUACUAGAGAUGCCGAGAAAAUGGCAGUUGUAUGAAAGGGUCAAAGGCGUGGCUCUAUCGAAGGAUAGGUUCCAGUUUAUCUUCAAAUACGAACGGGAUCUUAUCGAUGUGCUCAAUAGAGGGCCACAUACCUCUAAUAUGUGGUCGAUUGCUCUUGAUAGAUGGGUGGAGAAACCCCCGGAGGACUAUCUUCAGCAUAUCUUGGUGUGGGUUCAGAUGCGUAAUAUUCCUGUGAACCACUACACCCCAGAAGCUAUUCAUGACUUUGGGAAGUUUGCAGGGGAAGUGGUGGAUGUCCCGUAUGAUCCAGAAAAAGCUCAGACAAAGGACUACGUUCGGGUGCAGGUCAAGUUUGAUGUUUCGAAGCCUCUUCGUAGGGCUAAGAAAUUCACUAUCCCGGGAGGAGAAGUAGUCAACAUUCGUUAUGAUUACGAGAGGAUUCAAAAAAGGUGUUACACUUGUCAGAGGCUGACUCACGAGCAAUCAUCCUGUCCCUUUGAGAAAGAUAUGAAAGUUAUGCUUGGUGCUGCCAGUUCUAUGGAGGCACAUAGCAAGGCUCCAGUGGUGGUCCCUCCUUUAGACCCAGCUGACCCUUUAGCGGGACUGAUUCCCUCAACUUUAAGGGGUUUUGAUAAUAUAUCCGGUAGGCCCAAAAUCGCUGAGGAGGUGCUGUCAGAGAUGAGGGUUUAUAUCAAAGCGGCAUCUGGUGCUGAGAAGUUGGCUCGGGAGGAGAGAGUCAAGAAAUCCCUUCAUGACUUAGAAGAUGAUCCUCUAGGCCAGAAAACCCUGCUAAGGUUGGAAGAACCGCCUAUUGUAUCUCGUGAUCUUGACAGAGGCAAAGGAAUCGUCUUUGAUUUCUCGGCGAAGGGAGACGAUAGUCCGAGAGCUGACAAACUUAUGGCUGAAGCUAUUGCUGCUGGGAACAGAAUUCUGCAGUCCGGGAAAAUUCUUUCUCUUCCUCCGGUUCAAGCGGGAAGUGCUGAGUCUAUUCAAUCUGCUUUCUCUCAAGAGGGUUCAACGGGUUAUAGCAUUGGUUUCCAUGAAACUAGUGCUUCCGGGACUCCGAUGAAGAAAAGCAACAAGAGAAGAAGACCGGGUACUUUUAAAAGGAAAGCUAAUGGAAAAGGUGUUGCUCAGGAAUCGACGAAGCCAGGGAAGGUAGUUGGUGAAGGUGUGAUCACUGAAACCAAGAGGAAGGCAAAGGAUGAUGUCGAGCCAUCUCAAAGCUCUGCAAGGUUUAAGAAACCAUUGGUGGUCCCAAAGGAGGGACCGUCCAAUAUCUAA